Messenger RNA from Tympanuchus pallidicinctus (lesser prairie-chicken), 7085 nucleotides. RefSeq names its product bifunctional heparan sulfate N-deacetylase/N-sulfotransferase 3. The record is from RefSeq and is a predicted model, not a curated record. Gene Ontology annotation, cellular component: Golgi apparatus. Lineage: Eukaryota; Metazoa; Chordata; Aves; Galliformes; Phasianidae. Bases 602 to 3223 code for a protein of 873 amino acids. Gene Ontology annotation, molecular function: deacetylase activity; heparan sulfate N-sulfotransferase activity. The transcript is spliced from 14 exons.
CGGUGCGCGGUUGCUGCUCUGUUUCAGGGCCCCGCCGCUCCCCGAAAAGUUGUGCGGUGCCGCCCGGGCAGCCCGCCCGGUGCUCGGGUGCCUCGGCGCGUCCCGGGCGGCUUCGGGUCGUUCCGUCCGUCGGCGGCGCGCUCGGCAUCUGCGUGCCGGCUGUGGUACCCAGCGCGGCCCUUCCGCCGCCUUUGGUUUUCUUUUUCCUGCCCUGUUUUCCCGACCGCUUCUGUGCGACGCUGUUGCCCUCUGGUGUCCGUGGGCGGCCGGCCGGGCGGCAAACUCGGUCGUCGCCGGGAAGAAACCGUUAAUGACUUCAGGUGGUGACAGCUGCUGGAAUUCCCUAAGUCCCGUGAGGACAUUACAGCCGAUCCGACCGUUAGUGCACAGCAACACGAGGCCUUUGGUAAAUGGCAGAAAAGUCUUCUGCGCUUUCAUUCGCUACUUUUCGCUAGACUAUACCUUCUGUAAAGCUUUGUGGAAGAUAAAUGUGUGUGCUGCAAUGGUGACAUAAAUAUUUAAGAGGACUGGAACAAGUUGUUGAGAAUCUGCGUGUGUUUUUAAUGCUGCUGUUGAGAGCAAUCUAAGACAAGUAAACAACAUGAGUUUUAUCAUGAAACUUCACAGACAUUUUCAAAGAACAGUUAUUUUGCUGGCUACUUUUUGUACGGUGAGCAUUGUUAUUUCUGCAUACUACUUGUACAAUGGCUACAAACAAGAAAAUGAACUUUCUGAAAUCUCUUCAGAAGUGGAAUGUGGUGAUCUUCCACUGUUUCCAUACAAGCUGAUGGAGAUGAAGACCAUGAAGCCUAUUGAUCCACUGAGGACAGAUCUUGUAGUGCUGGUAUUUGUGGAAAGUCAAUAUUCAACAUUAGGCCAAGAUAUAAUAACCGUUUUAGAAUCUAGCAGAUUUCAGUAUCACAUUGAAAUUGCAUCUGGAAAAGGUGACCUCCCAGUGCUUAUGGACAAAAAUAAGGGCAAAUAUGCUCUCAUAGUGUACGAAAAUAUUCUAAAGUAUGUGAAUAUGGACUCUUGGAACAGAGGUCUUCUAGAUAAGUAUUGCAUAGAAUAUGGUGUAGGGGUUAUUGGAUUUCACAAAGGCAAUGAGAACAGCUUGCAGAGCUUUCAGUUGAAGGGCUUUCCUCUUCACGUCCACAGCAAUCUGGGUAUUAAGGACUGUUGCAUUAACCCUUAUUCCCCACUGCUCCAUGUGACUAAAUCUUCUAAACUUGAGAAAGGUCCUUUGCUUGGAAAUGACUGGGCAGUUUUCCAGAUUAAUCAUACAGCUUACCAGCCAGUGAUAUUUGCAAAAGUAAAGACACCAGAAAACCUUUUGCCACCUGCUGCUAAAAGUGCUCUCCAUGCCACAGUAAUUCAUGACCUGGGUCUCCACGAUGGGAUACAACGAGUCCUUUUCGGCAAUAAUUUGAAUUUUUGGCUGCACAAGCUGAUUUUCAUAGAUGCCAUCUCUUUUCUGUCCGGAAAGAAGCUCAAACUGUCCUUGGAUAGGUAUGUUCUGGUUGAUAUAGAUGACAUCUUCGUUGGGAAGGAAGGAACAAGAAUGAAUGCCAAUGAUGUACAGGCUUUGCUUGACACUCAGAAUCUUUUGAGAACUCAGAUUACAAAUUUUACUUUCAAUCUGGGAUUUUCAGGGAAAUUUUAUCACACAGGCACUGAGGAGGAAGAUGAAGGUGAUGACCUGCUGUUGAGGUCUGUGGAUGAGUUUUGGUGGUUUCCCCAUAUGUGGAGUCACAUGCAGCCUCAUCUCUUCCACAAUGAAUCAUCACUGGUGGAGCAGAUGAUCCUCAACAAAAAAUUUGCCCUAGAACAUGGUAUUCCAACUGAUAUGGGCUAUGCAGUGGCUCCUCACCAUUCUGGAGUAUAUCCAGUGCAUGUUCAACUUUAUGAUGCCUGGAAAAAGGUCUGGAAUAUCAGAGUUACUAGCACAGAAGAAUACCCACAUCUGAAGCCUGCGAGGUAUAGACGAGGUUUCAUCCACAAAAAUAUAAUGGUGCUUCCUAGGCAAACUUGUGGCUUAUUCACCCACACUAUUUUCUAUAAAGAGUAUCCUGGAGGCCCAAAGGAACUAGACAAAAGUAUCCAAGGUGGGGAGUUGUUCUUCACGGUGGUUCUCAAUCCAAUUAGCAUCUUCAUGACACACUUGUCUAACUAUGGAAAUGACCGCUUGGGGCUGUAUACAUUUGUGAAUCUGGCCAACUUUGUUCAUACCUGGACAAACCUGAAACUGCAAACUCUUCCUCCAGUUCAGCUGGCUCGCAAGUACUUCGAGCUAUUCCCUGAGCAAAAGGACCCACUCUGGCAGAAUCCCUGUGAUGACAAACGGCACAGAGAUAUCUGGUCUAAAGAGAAAACCUGUGAUCGAUUACCAAAAUUCUUGGUUGUAGGACCUCAGAAAACUGGUACCACCGCCUUGUAUUUGUUCCUGAUUAUGCAUCCUUCAAUCAUUAGUAACUCCCCCAGCCCAAAAACCUUUGAGGAGGUACAGUUCUUUAAUAGAAAUAACUACCACAGGGGGAUUGAUUGGUACAUGGAUUUCUUCCCUACUCCUUCCAAUGUCACCACUGACUUCCUCUUUGAGAAAAGUGCCAACUAUUUUCAUUCUGAGGAAGCUCCUAAGCGAGCUGCUUCCCUCAUUCCCAAGGCCAAGAUCAUCACCAUUCUCAUAGACCCAUCUGAUCGGGCGUAUUCCUGGUAUCAGCAUCAGCGCUCACAUGAAGAUCCUGCAGCCCUGAAAUUCAGUUUCUAUCAAGUGAUCACAGCUGGACCUCGAGCCCCUUCUGAACUUAGAGCUCUCCAAAGGAGAUGCCUAGCACCUGGAUGGUAUGCUACACAUAUUGAGAGAUGGCUAACUUACUUCCCACCUUAUCAGUUGUUAAUUAUUGAUGGACAGCAGCUAAGAACUGACCCCUCUACUGUAAUGGAUGAAGUACAGAAAUUUUUGGGAGUCUCUCCUCAUUAUAAUUACUCAGAAGCCCUAACGUUUGAUUCACAUAAAGGUUUCUGGUGUCAGCUUCUGGAAGAAGGAAAGACCAAAUGCCUUGGAAAGAGCAAAGGUAGAAAAUACCCUCCUAUGGAUUUGGAGUGCAGGGCUUUUCUGUCAAACUACUACAGAGAUCAUAACGUGGAACUGUCAAAACUCCUACACAAAUUGGGACAACCUCUGCCGUCGUGGCUGAGACAGGAACUACAGAAAGUAAGAUAGCACUGAAAAAAGACAUUUUUGAAAUCUCUUCCACACUUCUGUCAUCCUUCCCAAAGUCUCCAGUAGCUACCAGACAGUCUUGUAAAAUAUACCUCCUCAAAAAAUAGUAAAAGACAGAAAUUAUUUCCAUAUGCUGGCAUGUGGAUUGUGAAAAUACACGUGAUUCUUAGUACUGGUGGGACAGAUCUUUCUCAUAAACAUUUCUGGGCCUGUGGAGUUGUGGACUACUGCGUAUGUAUGUGGAAGUUAACUGCAGCUGGUAUAUGCUUCAGAGCUACAUACCUGUCCAAUUUCAAGGUAAAUACUUACAUUUUUAUAUAUCAGUUUUAAAGUAUUGUGUCUCACAUAGGUUUUGUAGUCCACUGUUAAGACUGCUGUUUUUCCUAGUAUUUGAUUAUCGUGUCUUGCAUAAAAUAAGAAAAUUUAAUGUAGCAUAAAAUGCCAAGUGUACUUCUGCCAUUGGAAUUAGCUUGCUAAUACCUGAAGUAUAUUCUACUAAGUGUGAGAAGUACAGUUAUCAUACACUACUUACAAAAUCUGGAAUCCACAGGCAAAAGCAGUGUAGAAAAGAAAAAGAAAAUUACCUAUAGCCUGUAAAAACAAACCCUUACAAUGCAGUAAGGGCCUCAUAAUCAGUCUGAUGUUGCACUGACUGAAAUUGCAAAAUACAGAAUGUAUACUGCAUCUGAACAGAAAUGUAAUUGGAUACAUAAAGCACUAAUGUUGCAAUAACAGCCUGGUGAGCAGUGUUAUACUUCAACAAUUGUGAACCAGACUGAAACAGUACAAUCAACAGUCUUUCACUGGCUUCUGCGAGCAGCCAAAUUUUGAUACUGCUCUCUGGUCUUACGUUGCUGUGAAUCAGAAAUUACUCCACUGAAAUGAAUGAAAAAUUGAUAAAGAGCAGAAACAGAUUCAUACUUAGACUGCCUUAAUUUGCACUACUGGUUUUCCUUAAUUUAUUUGCCUUCAAUCUGUGCUGUGCAUUUUCCAAGGUCCCUCAACUUGAUCAAAACUGUAGCAUCUUGUGGUGACCUUCAACCUAUAUCAGCUGCAAAAAUCUGAUUUCUGGAUGAAAAUAAUGAUUCUAGCUCCACCCAUCUUAAAGAAGCUUGGUAUUAAAGUUUAGAAAUAAGCUUUAGGAAAGAGAAAUUAAGACAAUUUAUGGUAGAAAGUUAGUCUCCAGCCAUGAAAAAACACACAUAUCCAGCCUUACAUUUGUGAUACAUUUCAGUGACACACCUCAUAAUAUGUCAGUUUAAAUGUGAGAUAAAGUCUAAUCAACCAUACUUAAAAGUUGAAAAAGAUCAUUGAAAAUUUCAGCUGAGUACGGCCUUAAGGUUUCUCCACUGAACUUUGGCUCUGAAUGUUUCUAAAGGCAUAAAGAGGAAGAGAAUACAAAAGAUUAUUGCAGUACCAAAUGAAAUGCUUUUCACAGUAGCUCUGUAUUAUUAUCAUAAUUUGUUUUAGGAUGAACAGUUAAAAUAUGCAUCAAAUGAUGGAAAAACUUUGUAUGUCUCAGUGCUGUUUUACAACCUUUAUGUAAUUAUAUAAUUUAACUUUCAAGAUAAUGGAAUGGAAACAGUCUGUUAUUCCCUAAAUGGAAAACAGAUGUUGAGAUCUUUACUGUAACUCUAGCCAGUAAUCUUGAAUAUUUAUUGAUUUUGUCUGUGUAGUACCUGUUUUGAUAGGCUUGUAAAGAAAAAAUCCAGACAAAUUUGCUAUAUAUAACAAUAUUCUUUACACAGCACAUUUUUGCUAAGGGAAUAUGCAUGAUUAAUGAUGAUGACCUGUCAGAAUAGACUUCUAAGAAGAACAUCUUUAUUAUUUAUAAAAGAAUAAAAAUUUUCAUUUCAUUUUAGAUACUCACUGUUAUAUAGGUUUGAGCCAGAAUCUGAAUUGUUUUGAAAUACUCUUAUUUGAUAAAAGAAAUGCCUUGAAUUCUGAAUAUCUGUAAGUGCAAAUCCUCUGCAUGCUAUGGGCAGCUUGUGUCCUACAAGCAUCUAUAUGGAUUUGUUACAAGUAAUUUGAAUAACUGGAAGAAAUACCUGUGGUUUUCAUCCAGACAUGAUUGAUUUUAUCCCUAAUAUAACCUGAUGUAACAUCACUCAGACAUUUAAAGUAGAAUAAAAUUGUAAAUCAGAAGAAAAUGGGAAAAAGCACUACAAAAUGCCUGAGAUUUUCACAAAUUAAAUGCUUCCUACACACUGGAAGAAUGGGCUUCAGCCACGUUUGUACUUUAGUCUUUGUUACCAGAAACUCUGUUCCUGUUCUCUUUCCCUGUGAAAUCUAGGCCACAUCAAAAGGAGAAUAAGUGAGCACUGAGGAUAGAGCAGUGACUGAGGAGUGCACGUUGAUCAUCCUCUAGGUAUUUUGCAACAGACAAGGUGACAUGUCUGAGAUCUGUGGCCUUUUCUGUGAUGUUUGUUAGGAAUUUGGUGAAAUAGCCAAUGGCAGUCACCACAUGGCUCUGGGAUGAUAAGCCCCCCACAAGCAGCUCCUUGGCUCUGGCUGGACCAGGAUUAGUUUGACAGCUAAACAUAAAGCUUGUCCUUUGUGAAGAAGUGCUGUAAUCAGUUUCAAGUCCUGAUGAGGAAUAGUAGGAUGCAUCCCUUCUACUGUCUCAGUGGCCUUCCCGAAGUUGGAAUAAAGGCAAAUCUUCAGUGAAUUCCUGUGGUAGCUGUGGGUCAGUCCUGUGAACAAAGUAAUGUGACCUUUUGGCCCUGGAGCUACACAUCUGAAAGGGUAUUAUCUUGAAUCUUAAUUCACAGAUCCUAUUGAGAUGCAUCUGUUGAGUGCUAGCAUCUUUAGAUGCAGAGCUCUAGCUGCUUGUAAGCUAGGUUUGCUAAGUCCUCUCAGACUCAAUAGCAGUAGAGAAGUAAAGCCUAACCACUAGGGGUCUUUGCAGUUCUGAUUUUGUGAUGUUCGGUUAUUACUGGUUUAUAUAAAGAGAGUAUGAAGACUUUUUUUGUUCUUUUCCUCCAGAACUGUUUUAUUUAAAUAUGUUCUUACAUUUAACAGGAAGCUUUUAAAAACAGAAUUACUAUUAAUAUGCAGUCAACUUGGUGAAGAAUUAAGAGUCUGAGCAGAACAUGCAGGCAACAGCUGCAAUGUGUUAUUCCCCAAAUAAGGGGAUGCACAUGAGUACAGCUGAGUAAGCAAGUCAUACAACAUGAAUUACUUGAGAAUUUUAACCUAUUUACAAAUUCCCUACAAUCAAUAUUUAGUUCUCAGAAGUAGACUUAUCAAUAUUAACACUUCUAAAAAACACCACUCCAUCACAAAAAAAAAAAAGUAUAUUUGCUAGUCGCAGUCCAGUGUUUUACUGUGGAUGGUAAUACAGCCGUGGUUUCUGUUCUCCUGGUAGAAAAAUGCACAAGCAAUUGCUUUAACAAAUGCCUGAUGAUGUGAGCUUCACAUUUAUUUUCAUAAAUACAAUUCUGAAAUUUGAUUUCCUCAAAUAUCUGUGCCAUUAAAAAUCAGUGUGAGUAUGAGUAGAAAUGAGUAUGACCACUAGGGGGUGUAAACACAGAGCCUGAUAAGAGAUCACAUUAUUAUUUGAGCAAACAUUCCUGAAAUACUGUGAUAUCUUCCCAGUUCUACUUGUGCAGAAAUAAUUCAUUUCAGUGAUUUGCAGACUCUCAUGUACAGCAUAUUUUUCGUUGCUUAAAGAAGUGGAACUUCCUCAGGAAGAAAGUAAAUAGAUAUUUCAAUGUUUAUAGAUGUAAUACUCUUGUCAUUCACAUUGAAUGAAAAUUGCUGGAAACAUUUUUCUCAAAAUUUUUUUAAAUAAAAAAUAGACAUUAUACUGAUAGUGGCAUGGUAUCUGAUGUGCAACAAUAAACUCUGCUAAAAAAAUGUA